GUGCAGUCAGCCUUGCCUCGUCGGUGCUGUCUGGGAGCGGUCCGCCCGGGUCAGUCGCCCCUCUGGUCAGUCUUGUCGGCCGCCUGAUGGAGGCGUUGUCGACGUCGGCAGAGAGCCCCUGGUGAAGGGCUUGAUGACCCCGAUCACGCUGUCACGCCGCCCGCCGCCGUCGCCCUCAGGAUGCGGGACAGCCUGACAGCCCGACAGCCCAACGUCGCAGGCAUGGUCAAAAGAGUAAGGUGGCAUUGUCGACAGCUGGACUGCCGGGCCAAUGAGCUGCCAGAGCCGCGCCGUCACAAGGCCCGAGGCCACAGCCGGCUGCGCGGGGGCGGUUGCACAGUCGCAAGCACCUCGGGAGGCCGUCGACGCUGUGCUCCAAUCCGAGCCCUCAGCAGGGCCCGGCUGCCCGAUUUCCUCGACGCCCGCAGCCCUGGGCCUUAUGGAACCCCCUUUCGCCGCCAGCGCGUGCGCCGAGCAAUGUGACGGCCUCCUGCGCGUGGUUCCGGCCUCUCGACUCUCGAGGGGGUCAGGCCGACAUGUGCACUAGGCAUGCGGGCAAACAUGUAUAAUGGAUUGAUAUAUCAAGACGAAGCAGACUUUUCCACGCCUCGUUGCCUCUUUUGCCUCCUGUGCCUGCCCCUCGACAAAUUGGGCACCCAUCAAGAAGGUCCAGACGACGGUCCAGACGCCCAAGUGAGCUGUCAACGCCACGAUAGCCCCAAGUCUGCAAGUCCAAGCACCGUCGUUUCACCGCCCCUCUUGUAAGCUUCGCCGCGGGCCACUGCGCCGGGGCGGAAAAUGCCCUCGCUCCUUUCCCUUGGUGCGGCGUGGCUCGGCCUCGCGACAAUCGCCCGAGCCGCCUGCAACGGCCAGGACGCCCUCUGCAGCCGGCCCUACAGCAAUGUGACCUUUGUGGGCUCUCACAAUAGCGCCUUCGUUGGGCUGCUGCCCAGCCAGAACCAGCUGCUGUCGGUCGAGGACCAGCUCGGCUUGGGCGUGCGCUUCCUGCAGGCGCAGACCCACGAUCUCGAUGGCACCAUCGAGAUGUGCCAUACCAGUUGCAUCGAGCUGGACCAGGGCUCGCUGACGGAAUACCUCGGGCCCAUCAAGACCUUCAUGGACGCGAACCCCAACGAGGUCGUCACCCUGCUCCUCACCAACGGCGACGAUAUCCCUGUGUCCAAGUUUGCCGAUGUCUUCGCCGCUGUGGGGCUGGAGCAGUAUGCCUUCACCCCCAGCGGUGCGCUAUCGCUGAGCCAGUGGCCAACGUUGCAGACCAUGAUCAACGAUGGCACGCGACUAGUCAUCUGGAUGGAUUACAACUCAGACACCGCAACUACCCCUUACAUCCUGGACGAAUUUGCAUACUGUAUGUGUAGCGUGCGGUGGUGCCCUCUGCGCCACCCCCAUCAGGCACUUCUGCGGUCCAUUAAUUACGUCGCAGAUUUCGAGACAUCAUAUGAGGUCACAGACGAUGCCUUUCCUUCUUGCGCCAUCGACCGGCCAUCUGGGGCAAAUGCAGACGGCCGCAUGGGCCUCGUCAACCACAUGCUCCACAUCGACAUUCUCGGCAUUCAGAUUCCGGAUCUUAUCAACGCCAACAAGACCAACUCGUUGAACUCGAUCGAUGCACAAGCCGGCAUUUGCGAGGGCCUUUACGGACGGACGCCCAACGUUAUUCUGCUUGACUACGUGGGUUUGGGCGAUGCUAUGGGUGCUCAGGCAGCGCUCAAUGGUUUGUAGACACCCGGUCAAACUUAUUUCUGUAGAUACACGGCCGUCUUUGUUUCUGUUCGGAUGAGAGUUAUAAUGAGACGUUUAAUUUCCAAGGGGAUUGUGGUUUGAAACAACAUGACUCUUGAGAUCAGGAUGAGAGUAUACCUCGCGGAGUGCGGAUUUGAGUCGUGCCCAGCUCGUGAACAUGGAGGCAGCAUUCGUGAUUUGGGCCGGAUAAUAGGGACCCCAAUGUAGGACCGCCGGUGGGAAUAUCGUCAGUGGAUGUAGACAUCGGACGCCGCGAGAACAACCGGCCGGAAUCAGGACCAGCACCAUUCAUGACGACUUCAUGGCCAAUUGCCACAAGAGCGGCCACCGAUUGAUGAAUUCUAAUGGUUCUUUUCAGUUGAACGUGUCGAAAUACCUGCGUUGUCCGGUGAGUUGACGUGCGAGUGGACUCACAAGACGAGUCGUGAGUGGGCUUCACUCCGGCGGAUUAGCACAGCAAAACUUGGCCACAAUGCUGACGACUCCUCCCCGCGAGCCAUGUUUGCCACUAAUCUGUAGAAUGGCUGUGGACAAUGUAUGAAUGCAGAGGUCAACUUACGCUGCCUACGGAUGGAUGCCGGUGAGGCUGGGUCGAUGCUUCAGACUGGUAAGCGAUAUGCUGCUUUUGUUUCAGCUGCUACGAUUCCGCUUCUCGGAAAAGUCUCAAACCUCAGCACAAUGCUGAUAGCCAGUGGGUUGGGGAUCGUUCAGUUCGGCAUG
Diaporthe batatas is the source of this 2484-nucleotide messenger RNA. RefSeq lists its product as uncharacterized. The coding region runs from base 799 to 1743 and encodes 314 amino acids. Gene Ontology annotation, biological process: lipid metabolic process. The transcript has 3 exons. Gene Ontology annotation, molecular function: phosphoric diester hydrolase activity. The record is from RefSeq and is a predicted model, not a curated record. NCBI's taxonomy places the organism in Eukaryota, Fungi, Ascomycota, Sordariomycetes, Diaporthales, Diaporthaceae.